This is a messenger RNA of Didymodactylos carnosus, 396 nucleotides long. Lineage: Eukaryota; Metazoa; Rotifera; Eurotatoria; Philodinida; Philodinidae. The record is from the annotation of a GenBank genome assembly.
AUGUUUGAACUGGCAUCUGGCCAAGAUCUGAUUUUAGCAGGUGAUUUCAAUAUGAAACCUACCGAAAUUCCUUAUCAGAUGCUGACACAGAAAGAGUAUGUAGGUCUUCAUCUAUCAGAAUCUCCCACGUAUAAGACGGCUUAUCGACCAGAUGUGGAAAAGGUUUUGAAAAGUGCCUACGUGGAGAAGAAUGGAGCCGAACCAGUCUAUACUAAUUUUGUCGAUACUCAACGGUCACCCAACUUUUAUGCUACUCUUGACUAUAUCUUCUUUGCCGGGAAUCUUAUGGUCGAAAACGUGCUGGAGUUACCAGAUCAUCCUGUCAGUAAAUCAUAUCCAGACGAAGCACAUCCUUCCGAUCAUCUUAUGAUUGCAGCAACAUUUCGACUGUUCUAA